AUGGUGCUUCAGGUACACGUAGGUAGGGCUACAUCUGGCAGGACCGUUGCAGUGAAGUGUGCUCGAGAUGCGAAAGAAAUCCAAGCAGCGCGCAAAGAAGUUGAGUUCUAUCGAAGAUGCGCUGGUGCUCCUAAUAUAGUGAAGUAUGUCGGCAGCCGGCAUAGGGAGGCAACCGAUCAUUCUCCUGAGAGAUUCUCAUUUGCUAUGGAACGAGCUUUGUUCUCUUUGGAUAGACUCAUGAAGCAGGUCCGACAUCUGCAGGGGCUUCCAAAAGACAUAUUGAUAGAUCUACUAGUGGAUUCAACGUCUGCACUGAAUACGUUGAAAAGUCGAGGAAUUGCUCAUCGUGAUAUCAAGCAUCUUAACAUUCUUGUAUUUCCAGGUCCUCGGAGAGGACGAAAAUCGCAGUAUUUGUUCAAACUCUGUGAUAUGGGAGUCUCAAGCUUUGUCCAUGAGGAUGGUUUGAUGCAAACUCUAGUUGGCACCCCCCAUGCGCUGGUCAGUUCACACUUUAGCUUAUGAUG
Molecule: messenger RNA, 524 nt
Organism: Cylicostephanus goldi
Lineage: Eukaryota; Metazoa; Nematoda; Chromadorea; Rhabditida; Strongylidae
Source: the annotation of a GenBank genome assembly